UUUUGUCUUGUCUGUUUUUUCUUCUUCAGCCAUGGCUCAUUCCUUUCGCUCACUUUUCCCAUCCAUUCUUCAAUUCUUUCAUUCCUUCAUUCCUUCCAUUUCUCUUUCACAUCCUCUUUGUGCAUGACUCUCAAUUGUCUCCUCACUAUCCUUUCCUCUCCUCUCCUUACCUUUCAAACGCAUACAGCAAGCAACGAAACGAACAUCUCUUCUUCACACAUAAUACUCUAACUGAAACUGUGCUCUACUUCUUCUUGCUUGCUACUUAAACCUCCUCUUCCCAUCUUCCUUCUUCUCCUUCUCUUGUGCUUUGCACAACAUCUUGAAAGGUAUCAAUCAUGUCUUCGGCACCGACCACUGAGUCGGGUCCAUCGCCUCCUGUCCCCACUUGCAACGCUAGUGAUAAGCUAUGCCCAGUAUGUAAGGAGGGCGAGAUAUGCAGACUGUCAGUGAUCGAGGCUUCAUAUCAAUGUCCAAAGGCCGAAUGUAUCAAACUUUCAUUUGACACUGGUGCAGACAAUGACGAGGACGGCAACACACCAGAUUCAUCCUCGGGUGGUAGCUCGGCUCUUGCUCCAAUCCUCGGUGUAAUAGCUGGUCUGGGCUUUAUAGCAUUGAUUGCGUUUUUUGUAAUACGGCGUAGACAACGGCGCAAGAGGGCCAUGAUGUUGGGACAAGAUGACUCUCUGGACUCUUUUUCUUCAAAAAGAUGGGACUCGACUGGAUCUGCAGGACAUAAGGAUGUUAUUAGGAUUGCAUACAUUCCUAGUAUGAUUAGUGAUAGCAGCAUUGCAACCCCAGAGCCAUCUGUUCAGACAGGUGGAGUACUCAAACCCGAUUUCACGUCGCUCAGAGAGGAUCAGGACCGCAACAAACAUGAUUCGUUGGCAUCGCUGGACGAAGCUGUUGUCAUGGCUGUUACGGCGAAGGCAACACCACAGGUCAUGAAGCUCAACACAAUCAAAUCAUCUCAAACUGACCUCAUUCAACGAUCCAACGUACUUCAUACCACAAAUUCGAUUAAACGUUCGCAAUCACAACGCCGGUUAGCAGAUGUUAAAGCAAAUGGUAGCACUAAGGCAACGUCAUCUCCAUUACGGGAUGAACAGUAUGAUGACGAGGAUGACUCGGAUCAGGAGACUGUUGAAGAUCAUAAGGUGGCAACGAAAAAACCAUCAGUAGGACCCAUGUCGGAGAGAAAUAAUCAGGAUAAUCCAUUCAUGACCGAGGCUGAACUAGCGGUGGCGUCCACAAAAGCGUCGUGCACGGACAAUACCCGGAGCAACGAUAACAAUGACAAUGACAAUAGAUCCACUACACGGUCGUCCAACCCCUUCCUUUCAAUAGCAGAGUCAACCGUAGUUGGCUCUUCUACAGGGCCCAACACACCUAUGUCACCUUCGUUCACCAAUUACUCUUCACGACCAGAGACGCCUAUGUCACCCAUGUCUGAAACAACUACGACGGCAUUCACUUCCGGACCCAUUAACCAUUCUGGCCGAUUGAUGAACGAGGGUGCCGGCAGUUAUGAUGAUCCAUUAGCUGGACUUCCAACGCCCAACUUGAGACCGUGGGCAUCUUCGUCUGGAACGGGUCCUAUGCGUGACUCGACUUUCUCGACUAUGUCUGAUUCACGAUCCUCAACAAGAGGUGAUGGCGAAGAGAUUAUGAUUUUCUGGGAUGGACAACGAGACUCCAAAGCCAUGUAGAAUAAACAAUAACUCGAUUAAAGCCUUUUAUAUAUAUUAUUACUAUCAC
Molecule: messenger RNA, 1758 nt
Organism: Lobosporangium transversale
Lineage: Eukaryota; Fungi; Mortierellomycota; Mortierellomycetes; Mortierellales; Mortierellaceae
Exons: 3
Coding region: 339-1709 (456 amino acids)
Source: RefSeq, a predicted model, not a curated record